AUGACAACUACUUGUUCCACCUGUUUGCAAUACUCGAAACAGCAAUCGAAAGAACCGCUACACCCUCAUAACGUUCCAAGUUUUCCCUGGCAAAAGGUUGGAACAGACCUUCUUGAGUACAAAGGAGCACAAUACCUGCUGGUAGCAGAUUAUUACAGUAAAUAUCCAAUUUUACGAAAGUUGAAUGGAACGACAUCAAAUGCUGUCAUCAACCAAUUAAAGUCAAUAUUUGCAGAAUAUGGAAUACCUGAAACGCUAGUAUCAGACAAUGGCCCACAAUAUAGCAGUCGAGAGUUUUCAACCUUCUGUAGCCAUUGGGGCAUUGGCCAUAGUACAAGCUCACCACUGUAUCCUCGAAGUAACGGUUUUGUAGAACGAAUGGUUCAAACUGUAAAGAACUUACUAUGCAAGUCGGAAGCUGCAGGUGAAGACCCAUAUCUUGCAUUACUUACAUAUCGGACAACACCCGUAGACAACAAUUUACCGUCACCAGCCAAGCUACUAAAUCAACGAGAAUAUCGGACAUUAUUACCUUGUAGCGGAAGGCUACAACGAUGCCAAACAACGCCAGCAAAUCAAGAACAGCUUCAGCUGCGUCAAGAUGUUCAGAAACGUCAGCAUGAUGUGAACUCUCCACGUGUGUUGUCUAAGCUGCUACCUGAGCAGAAAGUGGUGGUAUUCCAGCCUCGAAAGAAAACGUGGACUCCAGGAAAGGUCAUUCAAGAAUCAAACAAGCCAAGAUCGUAUGUGGUUGAAACACCCAACGGGGGCGAAGUUCGACGUAACAGGAUACACCUAAAACCUGUAAUCGAGGACGGCAGACAACCAGAAAUAGACCAUAUGACGAGCGGGCAAGACUGUUCAAGUUCUAGUUUACAAGAAAAGAUUCGUACCAGUGAACCUAACCUGGAAAUAGCAAACAAAAGCAGAAAACCAGAAACAGACAUAUCAGGUGAUGAUCACCCUGUGACAACCAGAAGUGGCCGUAUUAUAAAGAAGCCAACUAGAUUGAAUUUAUAA
Messenger RNA from Paramuricea clavata, 1020 nucleotides. The record is from the annotation of a GenBank genome assembly. NCBI's taxonomy places the organism in Eukaryota, Metazoa, Cnidaria, Anthozoa, Malacalcyonacea, Plexauridae.